AUGGAUCACAUAGGAGCUCAUCACCUCCACCAGAACCACGCCGAGCCCAUCAGCUUUGGAAUCGACCAGAUCCUCAACAACCCGGACCAAGGCAGCUGCAUGAUCUCCGGCUCCCGGCUGCAAGACUCCUCCGACUACGGCUUGAGCUGCAUCGUCAGCAGCGCGUACAACAGCAUGACGGGCAGCUACGGGGCGAACGGCGGCUCGGCCGGGGCUUACCCGGGCGCCUGCAGCAUGGCUUCCCUGCCCGGCUCCUACAACGUCAACAUGGGGGUGGCCAUGAACGGGAACGGCCUGAGCUCGGCGGGGGGCGUGAUCCGGGUGCCGGCGCACAGGCCGCUGGCUGGCGGGGCGCACCAGCCCCUCUCCACCGGGAUGCCCACCGUGCCCUCGGUGAACCCCAUGAACAACCUCACGGGACUCACUUUCCCCUGGAUGGAGAGCAACAGGCGAUACACGAAAGACAGGUUCACAGGUCACCCCUACCAGAACCGGACGCCGCCCAAGAAGAAGAAACCCAGGACGUCUUUCACCCGGCUGCAGAUCUGCGAGCUGGAGAAGCGGUUCCACCGGCAGAAGUACCUGGCCUCUGCCGAGCGGGCCGCCCUGGCCAAGGCCCUCAAGAUGACAGAUGCCCAGGUGAAAACCUGGUUCCAGAACAGGCGGACAAAAUGGAGGCGACAAACUGCAGAGGAGAGGGAGGCCGAGAGACAGCAAGCCAACCGUAUCCUCAUGCAGCUCCAGCAGGAGGCCUUCCAGAAAAGCAUCAAUCAGCCCCUCCAGGCCGACCCCAUCUGUGUCCACAACUCUUCCCUCUUCGCCCUUCAGAACCUCCAGCCUUGGUCCGACGACUCAUCCAAGAUCACCAGCGUCACCUCCGUCGCCUCUGCUUGUGAAUAGAGCCCACGACCCAGUCGUCCCCCCCCCCCCCACUGCGUUACGAGCCACCCAAGCUCCAGCACAGCGCGAAGCAUCCUGCUUCCCAACAGGAAACUACCCUCCCACGCUGUCACCCAAGAGACCCACACUUCCAGAGUCAGCAAAUAUCCUCUUGGCGGGAAGAAGGGAAAAAAAGAGACCUUCCAAUCACCUGCGGGAUUAUUCAGAUAAAAGCGGCAUUUCCCUUUUGGUCUUUCGAAAGUCUCCAUUACCGGACAAUGAACAAAGAGGAGCUCCCUUAAUUAUUCCCAGAAAAUAAAAAAAUAUGUUAGCCCCAUGUCAUC
Messenger RNA from Mauremys mutica (yellowpond turtle), 1223 nucleotides. RefSeq names its product T cell leukemia homeobox 1 (gene TLX1). The record is from RefSeq and is a predicted model, not a curated record. Bases 1 to 900 code for a protein of 299 amino acids. Gene Ontology annotation, cellular component: nucleus. Gene Ontology annotation, molecular function: RNA polymerase II cis-regulatory region sequence-specific DNA binding; DNA-binding transcription factor activity, RNA polymerase II-specific. Gene Ontology annotation, biological process: animal organ development; regulation of transcription by RNA polymerase II. The transcript has 3 exons. Lineage: Eukaryota; Metazoa; Chordata; Testudines; Geoemydidae.